AUGCCCGAGUUAAGACCAUCAAAUGAUGAUUUGAACGGAAUAUUGGCAGCCAAUCAAUCCAAUCCGUCAUCAUCAGACACCCAAUCCACUCAUCGAACCCUAAUCGGGAGAUGUCGAUUCCUGCCAGAUGUUCAAUCCUCCUACUUCACCCUCCGGGACGCUCUCACAGCUGAUGAAGGACCGGAUGUCAAUCUUGGACCAAAAAACCAUGAUGGGAUCUGGUCCGGGGGGAAUUUACUCAUCACGAUGAACGACGAGACUGGACCAGUGUCCGAUAGUACCAACAAGACAGUGAAAAGUUAUCAAGGCUUGAGUUGGGAUACCAAACAUGUUAGAGGGGGAAUGUACGCUGAAUCCCAAGACGGUUCCAAUAUUUACAUGGGGAGGGCCCACAAGGACAUCAGUAUAGUCUCCAAGAGGACUCUACUUGAUGUCAAUGAUCUUGUAGAGGGUUAUCAUUGGGUCAACAGUAACGGUCUGGACAAAGCAAUUGAAGAAUUGGAUGAGUAUGAGUACUAUGAAAUCGACAAGAUUCUAUCGCGUGCCUCCGAGUGGAACGGAUUUUAUAAUUCCAAAGUUGACGGUGCAUCCCAAGGUACUGAGGUCGACGACACGGAUGGUAUAAGCGGUCGGAAAACGAAUCGACAGAGAAUCAGACAAGUUGAUGAGAUUGAUUUGAAUUAUGAGAUCGUCGAGAAUUGA
Molecule: messenger RNA, 702 nt
Organism: Kwoniella mangroviensis CBS 8507
Lineage: Eukaryota; Fungi; Basidiomycota; Tremellomycetes; Tremellales; Cryptococcaceae
Exons: 3
Coding region: 1-702 (233 amino acids)
Source: RefSeq, a predicted model, not a curated record